CCGAGUAUUUUAUAUUCCGGGCGAACGUUCAAGUACUGUUCAAUUGCGAUUAUAUAUAGACAGAAAACGGGGGACAUUUUCCCAUUUAGUGAUCGAAGUGAUUGCCCAUAAAAUCGAUUCAAAAGUUUCUUCUUGGUUCCGACCAGUGAACACACCUAAAGAACAAUGGCCCAGGUGAUGACCACACCAGUACCGCCUCACAUCGCGCCAACUUUGCUGUCCGACAUGGACCGAUUGCCGGCCGUGAAGCUGGGCGAUUUCACGCUGCAGCUGGAGCUGGAGGAGCUGAAGCCCGAGGCCAAAGAGAUAGCCAGAAAGGAGCUCCGGGAAAACCCCGAUACCAUUCGCGAGGGCAUAACUGCCUUAAGGGAUUUGCUCAAAGGCGAAAAGGAUUUGAAGGUGCCUUUAGACAAUGACAUUUGGCUCCUCAGGUUCCUUAGACCUUGUAAGUUCUAUCCGGAAAGCGCCUGCGAUUUGAUUAAAAGAUAUUACGCUUUCAAAAAGAAGCACGCCGACGUGUACGAUGGCCUUUUACCCAGCAAGGAAAAGAACAUUUUCCAGCAGAACAUCCUCACCGUGCAGCCCAACAGGGACCAAUUCGGCAGGAGGAUCCUCGUCAUCGAAUUGGGCAAAAAAUGGAAAACGGACAAAGUGAGCUUGGACGAAGUGUUCAAGGGGGCGGUGCUGUUCGUGGAGGCGGCGAUGUUGGAGCCGGAGACCCAAGUGUGCGGGGCGGUGGUGGUUUUCGAUAUGGACGGUCUGUCGCUGUCUCAAACCACCAAAUUCACGCCGGCCUUCGCCAAAAGAAUCGUGGAUUGGCUACAGGAGAGCAUCCCGGUGCGCGUGAAGAACAUCCACAUCGUGAACCAGCCGUACAUCUUCAACAUCGUCUUCGCCCUGUUCAAACCGUUCCUGCGCGAGAAGCUCAAGAGCCGCAUCAUCUUCCACGGCACCGAUCGCAAGUCCUUGCACAAGCACAUGAGCCCCAAGUGCCUGCCCGAAUGCUACGGGGGCACCUUGGACCUGCCGCGCAUCGACGGGCCCCAAUGGUACGAAUUACUUGUCAUGUGCGACAAAGAAUACGAAGCUAUAAAUUCGUACGGUUACAACAAGAAAGGAGAGCUGUGAAGAGGAAGAUGGCGGGAGGUGUAAAUAUUUAUUACGUUGUUGGUGGUUGUUGUUUUUCUUUGCCUUCAUUUUUUUUUACCGUUAUUUCGUUUUAUUGUUGAAGUAUUAUUAAUCCUAUACGAGAAAUUGUGAUACCCGAAUGUACAUCACUUGUGUAUACAAAAAUAAUUGCCUAAUAACAUUUUUUUUUUAAUUAACGAAGA
Messenger RNA from Phyllotreta striolata, 1331 nucleotides. Lineage: Eukaryota; Metazoa; Arthropoda; Insecta; Coleoptera; Chrysomelidae. The record is from the annotation of a GenBank genome assembly.